CUUAGUUUCAAAUUUCAAAAACCAACCGCCUUAAGCCCCCUCUCUAGCUCUCUCAGUUUUCUCCAGAAACUCAACAACAAUGGUUGUUGCACAGAAAGUGAAAGAAGCGCAGAUCACCGAGCAAGAUUCUCUUCUUCUGACAAGGAACCUGCUUCGUAUUGCUAUAUUCAAUAUCAGUUACAUUAGAGGCUUGUUUCCAGAGAAGUAUUUCAAUGAUAAGUCUGUCCCUGCUUUAGAGAUGAAGAUUAAGAAGUUGAUGCCCAUGGAUGCUGAGUCUCGUAGACUGAUUGAUUGGAUGGAGAAAGGUGUCUAUGAUGCAUUACAGAAAAAAUACCUAAAGACACUUCUAUUCUGUGUGUGCGAGACUAUAGAGGGCCCGAUGAUCGAGGAGUACACAUUUUCCUUCAGUUAUUCUGAUUCUGAGAGUCAAGAGGUUUCAAUGAAUAUCAAUCGCACUGGAAACAAGAAACAAGGAGGAACAUUCAAGUAUAACUCCACAAAUGAAAUUACUCCCAAUCAGAUGAGAAGUUCUGCUUGUAAAAUGGUCCGAACACUGGUUCAGUUGAUGAGAACUCUGGAUAAGAUGCCUGAAGAGCGGGCUAUAUUGAUGAAGCUCGUCUACUAUGAUGAUGUGACGCCAGCAGAUUAUGAGCCUCCAUUCUUCAGGGGCUGCACAGAAGAAGAAGCCCAUAAUGCAUGGACUAAGCAUCCUUUGCAAAUGGAGGUUGGCAAUGUCAACAGCAAGCAUUUUGUAUUAGCACUCAAGGUGAAGAGUGUGCUUGAUCCAUGCGAGGAUGAAAAUGAUGAUAUGGAGGAUGAUGAAGUGAGCUUAGGUGCUGAUUCUGUAGAAAGGGAUGGUUAUUCUGAAUCUGGCACUGAGGUUAACCAAUCACAAGAAGACCAAUACAUAGUUGCACCAGUAGACAAGCAACGUCCAGAGGAAGACUGUGGCCUGGUUGAUGAAGAUGAUACACAGGACCAAGUGGAAGAUGAACAACAAUUGGCCAGGGUGAAAGACUGGAUUAUAAGCCACCAUCUUGAUACCAUUGAACUUACUGACGUUCUCUCUAAUUUUCCAGAUAUCUCAGUGGUUUUGAUUGAAGAAAUUAUGGGCAAACUCAUUGAGGAAGGUGUUUUAUCGAAAAUUGGAACAGAUACUUACAGCAAAAUCAAGCAGAAGGCCUUCGAGUAUGAGUUCACUGCGGUGAAAGAGGAAAUUGAUGGAGACAAAGCUCCUCAGGCUGAAGAUCGCAUGUACAUGAAGGCUUUGUAUCAUGUGCUUCCAAUGGAAUACGUGACAAUUUCAAAGCUACAGAACAAGCUAGCCGGAGAAGCCAAUCAGAGUACUGCGCGCAAAUUACUUGAAAAAAUGAUCCGAGACGGGUAUGUUGAAGCCAAAGGAAACCGAGGGCUAGGCAAGCGUGUCAUUCAUUCCAGCCUAACUGAAACGAAGCUUAUGGAAGUCAGGAGAGCCUUGGGCAAUGAUGCUAUGGACAUUGAUACUAAUCAACCAUAUAAAAAAUCCAACCAUCCAGAAUCCCAGAAAAUGGGGAAUGACUACAAGGAUGGCUCAACAUGUGGUGUUCUCCACUCCAUCGGUUCAGAUCUUACACGCAUGGUGAUCAGAUCAGAAAUGAAUCAGAAUGGAUCAGCUAGGUGUGAUCAGACUAUCUCAAAGACAAGGGACCAUGGAAACACUCCUACAAGCAGGGCUGAGCCUGUUGCUUCAAGAGAGAGUUUUUUUCCAGGAAAGGAGAAUGUCAGAGCAAAUGGAAACACAAAUUACCUUGACGAGGCAGAUACAGUUAUCUGCAGCAGAUCCUCUCAAGAUAAGCGGUCCAGAAAGACGAGCACGGUCAAGGAGCCUAUUGUUCAGUGCACGAAGCGCCAGAAAUCUCAAGUUGUCUGAAAGGCUUCGAGAGUUUGGAGUCACCAAAUUUACUCUCCACUCCUUCAGAAUAGUAGUAACUUUUUCUCAAGGCCACAGCACAAAUGAUGAAAACAACAACUUACAGUUUACAUAUAUCUCUAUAAUGUUUAAUAUGAUAACGGUGGAUGCUUUUGCCCGUUACAUUUGUACUUUACGGGCUUAUAAAAUAAUGAAUGAACAAUAUACUUCCUGGUGGAUGCUUUUGCCCACA
Populus nigra (black poplar) is the source of this 2141-nucleotide messenger RNA. RefSeq names its product meiosis-specific protein ASY1. The record is from RefSeq and is a predicted model, not a curated record. Lineage: Eukaryota; Viridiplantae; Streptophyta; Magnoliopsida; Malpighiales; Salicaceae. The coding region runs from base 80 to 1909 and encodes 609 amino acids. The transcript has 22 exons.